CGCGCGCUCUGUGAUCCGCGUUCUGCGUGUGUAUGGAGGAAGCAGCUGCUGAUCUGAUCUCUGACACUGUGUGAGACAAGACAGCUGAAUAAAACUGCGCACAGACGUGGCUUUAAACACACCGCACCGAGGCACGCCGUGCAUGAUUACCUCUUUGAUUUAAUGGGUCCAAUCAUUGGGAUGUCACCAGAUAAGAAAACGGAAAUUCCGGGUAUGCAAGAGGAGCGGACAGGGCUCAGGGGCGUUUGCGGUGUGGGAACACUGCCUGAGGCGGAGUGUGCGUCCAGUCCGCUGGCGACCAGUGUGGAUCGUACUGGAGGUACGGAGGAUGAGGAGCUCACCAACCUCAACUGGCUGCACGAGAACCUGCUUCAGAACUUCACUCUGGGAGGUCCUGAAGCUCAGCCCAGCGCCAGCCCUCUCUUUGACAUAGAGGGCGACUACGGGUCCAGCCAGGGCCCAUCAUCCUCGUCCUCAUCUUCGUCACACAGCAGGGGCCGGGAGCGGGACUCGUUGAAGUCUAAGCCCCCUUUCUCAUUUUCUCUUCUCAUCUACAUGGCGAUUGAGCAGUCUCCCAGCAAAUCGUUGCCUGUUAAAGAAAUCUAUGGCUGGAUUCUGGAGCACUUCCCUUAUUUCUCCAACGCUCCCACUGGCUGGAAGAACUCAGUUCGUCACAACUUGUCUUUGAACAAAUGCUUCCGCAAGGUGGAAAGGAGUUUGGGAAAGGCCAAUGGAAAAGGUUCUCUCUGGUGCGUUGACCCCGAGUACCGCCCCAACCUGAUCCAAGCCCUUAAGAAGCAGCACUUCCCUGCCGCACAUGCCUUCUGCACACCACCCGCCUCCCCGCCCAGUGCCUCCUCCCCCCCUCGCCAUCUCUUUCUACAAGGCUGCUCAUUCAAAGAGUCUGACAUUGAUGCUGCCACUGCCAUGAUGCUCUUAAACUCUGCCCCAGGGCACCACGUUGACCCAUGCAACUCUGAAGGCCCACUGGACCUCUCCCGGCCCGACUCUGUCCUGGUGAGCAGUGAUCCAAAGCAGGACCACAACUACAGCAGUGCGGCCCUGCAACGCUGCUCGUCCCGCUCCUCCUCCUCGUCUCUUUCCUCCCUGGAUGAAGGGGGCUGCGACCGUAGGCAGUCCCACCGCGCUGGCAGCGAGGGCUUCCACAGCGACGAGGACUCUGACCUCUGGGACGAGAGGGGUGUCCACCAGACUUCUCGACGUCCGGCCGCCAUCAAGUGGCCCUCUGGUAAGAGGCCACGGCGCGAGGUCAAGCCGGAGGUGGAUGACGAGCUGAAGGAAGCCGCCGGCUCCUUGCUGCACCUCGCUGGUAUACGCAGCUGCAUGGAGGGCUCCAAACGCACUGUCAAGAGCACAAAACUUAACAGGAAAUGAAGAUUUGACUCACCAGACUCCGGACCCUGUGAACCCUAACCUCUGACCCCUGAUCAUGUGUCCCAGUGUGCCUCCUUCUCCUUAUCUGAUCGUUCAUUGGCCAUUUUGAGCCUUUUUUAUUUGUUUGGGAAUAUCCCUGUCCAACAAAACAAAUGGCAAUAGUAUCGUUCACACAGGAGAACAAAGCCAUAUAGAGACUUUUGUAACUCGGGGGUAACUGCUGGGGGUGGGAUUUUGGGCUAUGGAGAACCAUCAUGAAACCUAUCCAAAAUGACCUGCCUGCUUCUGUUGGAUUAGAAGAUUGUGAUUCAAGGAUUUUCCUCCGAAAGACAAAAUGGGAAAAGCUGAAGGUUUUAUAACUCAAAGCGUUGCAUGCUUCCUCUUCAAACCUGUAUCCUCUUCCAAGUGAAUCUAUUUAUGAUGCGAAUGAGUGCAUGUUUGUAACAGACAAAAUCUAACCUCCUGGUGUUAUCAGUUUCUCCUUUUUGUGCUAAAGAAAAAAAAAAAGCCACUGUUUUGAAAGGAAUUCCUGCUCUACAAAUCCUCUUGUAAGAGAGAUGCAAUAAUUAAUCUACAACCUUAACAUUUUUAUUUUUAUUUUUUUUACACAUUAUUUCAUGGUGGCAUUUUUCAGAGUUGAGUACGCUAGUUAAACUUUACAAUUAAGAGAAUGAAUGGAGUAGUACUAUGAUCUUGUUAUGCGAUAAACUUAUUACUUCAGGAUUAGCAAGAUGUGGAAAUAGUAUUACUCCGCCACUGCCAAAUUUAGUUGCAAAGUUAGCUAUACUACUUCGCUCAGUUUUGUGCGGCCAUAACAGUGCUAUACAAAUGAAAGUUGUUUUAAUUAUUUUUGCAAAUCCAGUUCUCGUCCUGUCAAUCCCUUCCAUUCAUCGGUGUGUUUUUGACAUUUAUGUGCAGACAUAUAUUGACUUGUUUGGUGACAGCCUAUGCAAAGCGAACAUCUGCCACAUAUUGCCAGAUGUUCACUGCGUGUUCAUAGGUUAUCCUCCAUAGAUUUGUGUGUGUGUGUGUGUGUGUGUGUGUGUACCAUAGUGCAUGUCGACUUCAGCCUGAACCAUGAGAUGAUGGUCAUGACAGAAAAUGGUCAAAUCAACUUUUUAUUUCACUGACAAUGUAGAUAUACUGCUCCAAUGACUGUGAUUGGUGUAAUGACAGAUCUCCCUUGCUAUAGCUGUAUUGUGGGGCCUGCUUGCUUCUGGUCCUUUUUGAAUGCAGAGCUGGUUAAUAGUCAAAAACUGGAGCAGACAGUAAAUUACCACAGCAUUGUUUGGAUUUGCAGUUUGAUUAUACCUCCCUAUGUUCUCCUUGUUUUUUGAACCAUGUACUUUAGAAAAUUACAAAGUGAUUAAGCUCAUUUUAAUGCUGGCUGAUCCCGUGGCCAAGUUCAUUCACAACCUGAGGCAUGGUGUGUCUGUUAAAAAGAACAAGAAGGGGACAAUAGAGUCAUGGCCCGAGAGACCUUUGCAUGUGCAGUCGCUCGCAGGCGAGUUGUUGAAGACCUGUGCUGCUCUCAUGUUGUGCCCUCAGUUCUGGCUGGCCACCAGUGUUUUCGUCCUUGCUCUUCCUCCUACAACAAAAUAAGGAAGUGCACGCUCUCUUCUCAAGCUGUGAAAUGGAGUGUUUAUUGUCAGUUGGUUGCAUGCAGUUCACUGAGGGGAAGUUGCGAGGCACUUGUGUAAAAGGCCAUAAUUCUCAUUUGAGCUUUUAAAAAGGCUGCGUACUUGCAGCGUACAAUAAAAGGUAGCAUGGAAGCGCACAAGGGUAACAAGCCGAAAAUAUCAUCAUUUUUUUCUCCCGCAGGACUAGAUCACGUUGUGUCAGUUAGUAUAGCAUGCAUGGUCAGUGCCAAACGUUUUCUUGUGCCACUGAUGUAAAUCUGCAAAGGGUUACUCUAUUCCCCUGCUGCCAAAAUGUAGUGUGUGAUUUAGAGUAACAAUGCCCUAGUUUUCUGAAUCAUCCGAACAGGAAAUGGGAGAGGACUCUCUGGUCAGUGCAGUGACUUAACCAAUCCUUUGGUUUAUUUUUGUCGCUUGAGAGUGGGAACUGUUCAUAGCAGAGUACGCUGCAGUUCUCAGAAGUAAUACUUGCAUACACUGGUCUUGUUUAGCUGUGAAAAAAAGAACAAAUUAUUGUUCAUUAAUCAUCACCUUAUUUAUGACAUUAAUUUAUGGGAUUAUUGAAUGCAUACUCUAUCAAAUACUGGUCAUUUGAAAGGAAUGACUAGGCACAUUUAUUUUUCUCCCUCUGUGAACUCCUCUUAAUAAGUAUUUUGUUUUUCUUCUUGUUUUAUUUUACAGCAAUACACCUUUUUUUUCUUUCACUAUGUUAUAGUGAUUAAGUAUUUUGCCAAUGUCUAUUGUCUUUAGAGCGGGUGUUUGUUUUUUUCAAUUUAACCAUGACUGCCAGGUUUUCUUGAUGUUUUGUUUUGCUUUGUGUUAUGCUGGAUAGAAGACAGUUAAUUAACAUUGAUCCUGAAACCUUUUGUUGCCAAAAUGGAUGUACAGCUGGGGUAUAAAAUUUAAGACGGACACAUUCCCCAUGUGCUGUAGAAGUUCUUUGAAGAUGAUUGAAUCAUUUGUCUCAUGUUUAUGUUUAGAUACUAUGACUAGGUAGUCACAAAUUGAAGAUUAACGCUCGAUCUCAUCGCAGAUUAGAAAAAACAAAUUACUGCCACUCAUAACUCAUGCUUCCAAGUAUUGUUAUGGGAUGUUGAAAUGUUUCACUAAAAACUGGAUCAGACUCACUCAAAGGGUGAACUCAGCAGGUGCACUCAGUCCCCCAGGCGGCUGCUGUGUAGUUUCAGACAUUCAAGUGUACGGACAAAUGCAAAGAAAUUAUGUAGAGGAAAAGCUCGCUCAUUCUUUCUGUAGCACUUGCAAAAGAAAUGUUAUAUUGGUCUCAAAGUGACACAGAGUCAGUGUGUACCUAAACGUUUUGGGGUCCGAUUUACCAAACUCCAAACCCAGUUGCUUCAUUGCUCAACAGCUUUUACUGAAUAUUGAUUAUGUGAUCCUCGAAAUUCUGUUGCAGUUCCUAUGGGUAUAAUGAACAUUUGUUGUAUUUCACAAAGCUGCCAACCCAGUAUCAGUUUGUGUCAGUUGUCUGCCAUGUCUAUUGGAUGGACACACCUUUUGGUUUUUGUAUGCUAACCUCUGUUGAUAAAAUGUUUAUAAGAUUUAUUUUCGCCAAAGAUAUGCAAUUGCAUUAUAUAUGGUAUUACAAAAUAUUAAUAAAAACCUGUUCUUGUUA
Molecule: messenger RNA, 4665 nt
Organism: Micropterus dolomieu (smallmouth bass)
Lineage: Eukaryota; Metazoa; Chordata; Actinopteri; Centrarchiformes; Centrarchidae
Gene: foxn2a
Product: forkhead box N2a
Exons: 6
Coding region: 163-1395 (410 amino acids)
Biological process (GO): regulation of DNA-templated transcription
Cellular component (GO): nucleus
Molecular function (GO): cis-regulatory region sequence-specific DNA binding; DNA-binding transcription factor activity
Source: RefSeq, a predicted model, not a curated record